AUGGGCAUGACUGAGUCUUUUCCAAUUAAAGUGGGUCUGCAACAUAACACUAAGUCCUUUUAUUUUCAUGAAACCAAGGAGGAGGCCAAUAGUAAACUGGAAGAGUGGAAGGCAGCCUUAGAGGAACUGAAAGGUGAGCUAGAGGUGACUAUAGGGGGAGAAGUUGUGGCAUGUACAUCAAAGUUCAAAUAUUUGGGAUCUGUAACACAGAGUAAUGGGGAGAUUGAUAGAGAUGUUACUUAUCGUAUAAAAGCAGGUUGGCUCAAGAGGCGAGCAACAACCGGGGUGCUUUGUGAUAAAAAGUUUCCUAGUAGAUUAAAAGGAAAAUUCUACCGCGUUGCUAUUAGGCCAACUUUUUUAUAUGCGACAGAAUGUUGGCCCGUAAAGAAGGUCUUCGAACAGAGGAUGGACGUAACAACAAUGCGCUUUUGGGUAGUCGCAGGUUUCACUCUAAGUGAAGAUCUUUCUUGA
Amaranthus tricolor (Joseph's coat) is the source of this 471-nucleotide messenger RNA. RefSeq lists its product as uncharacterized. NCBI's taxonomy places the organism in Eukaryota, Viridiplantae, Streptophyta, Magnoliopsida, Caryophyllales, Amaranthaceae. The coding region runs from base 1 to 471 and encodes 156 amino acids. The transcript has 4 exons. The record is from RefSeq and is a predicted model, not a curated record.